AUGGCGGGGAAAAUCACAAGCUAUCUGGAUUGCGUAUCACCAUACUCAUACUUCGCUUUACUAUAUCUCGAGAAGAACCGGGAAGUCCUCAAAUCUCAUGGAGUGGAAAUUGACAUAGUGCCCGUCUUCCUAGGUGGUAUCAAUGUUGGCAGCGGCAACAAGCCCCCUUGGACCCUCGAGGCAAAGGCGCACUACAGCAGGUACGACAGCGCGCGAGCGAAACGGUACUUCGGCGUACCCAAUAUCCAGACGCCAUCGUUCUUCCCGAUUCUCUCACUGUUUCCACAGCGCGCUUUGUGUUAUGUAAAGGAGGCGCAUCGAGAGAAGUUUGUUGCUGUCUUCUUUGACAUCUAUCGCGCAAUGUGGGAAGGUGGCGAAGAUGUCAGUAAGCCGGAGAUCCUGGGCAAAGUACUGGAACAGCAGUUCAGCGAAGAUGAAGCUCGGAAAGUCAUGGCAAGCGCAAACAGCGCACCAUACAAGCAGCGGCUCAACGAUAACACCAAGGAAGCACUCGAUCGAGGUGCAUUUGGCUGCCCAUGGUUCUUCGUACGGAACUCAAAAGGGGAAGAGGAGCCUUUCUUCGGAAGCGAUAGGUUCCACUUCAUGUGGGAGUAUCUGGGAUUGCCGUGGAAGGAUAUUGAGCUGCUGUCGUCAGGUAGUGCAAGAGCGAAGAUCUGA
Pyrenophora tritici-repentis Pt-1C-BFP is the source of this 678-nucleotide messenger RNA. Its product is annotated as DSBA domain containing protein. Gene Ontology annotation, biological process: glutathione metabolic process. The record is from RefSeq and is a predicted model, not a curated record. Gene Ontology annotation, molecular function: glutathione peroxidase activity; glutathione transferase activity. NCBI's taxonomy places the organism in Eukaryota, Fungi, Ascomycota, Dothideomycetes, Pleosporales, Pleosporaceae. Gene Ontology annotation, cellular component: mitochondrion; peroxisome.